Messenger RNA from Malaya genurostris, 1346 nucleotides. RefSeq names its product transcription factor Adf-1-like. Gene Ontology annotation, molecular function: DNA binding. The transcript has 3 exons. Bases 162 to 893 code for a protein of 243 amino acids. Lineage: Eukaryota; Metazoa; Arthropoda; Insecta; Diptera; Culicidae. Gene Ontology annotation, biological process: regulation of transcription by RNA polymerase II. The record is from RefSeq and is a predicted model, not a curated record. Gene Ontology annotation, cellular component: nucleus; transcription regulator complex.
GUUGACAUUGGUUUGCGAGAAGCGAGAAACGAGUGCAUGAGUGAGAGUGAGCUCGAAGCGUUUGAAAGCAGGUAAAGCAAGAAUGUUGUCACCAUUCAUCCUUUCUGUUUUGAAAUGUCAGCAUUACUACUCAAGCACAAACCGAAUGAAUAAAAAUCUAGAUGGAAAUAGAUCCUGAAUUUUUGAUAAGUGAAGUUUUUUCACAUCCACCACUGUGGAAUCAACAACAUAAAAGUUAUCGCAACAGAAUCAUAGUGGAAAAACUAUGGAAAGAAGUGGCUUCGAAUAUGAACGUAACAAGUGAGCAAGCGAAAAAGAAGUGGAAGUACCUACGGGAUCAGUUUCGAAUAGAAUGGAGAAAAAUUCCAGCAGCUAAAUCUGGAGAAGCGCGAUUAUCGAAUGCCGAAUAUGAUUCCUAUACCGGAUGGUCACAUUUCAAAAGCAUGCUUUUCUUGAAAGACUCAAUAAGACAGAGAAAAACUUCGUUUUCCUCACUUGGCACAAACCCGCAGAAAAAUACGGACUCCAAAGAAGAUUUGGCGACUACAGUGAAAUACAGUAAUAAAAAUGCAACGCAACAGAUCGGAGAGGAUAUUGAUCUUCUUGUAGGCAUGCCGACAUCGACGAAGAGAUUUCGUAAACAUCUCAAUGAAGAAACAGAGACUAUCGAUAGCAAAAAUAAGAAACUGAAACUUCUGGAACUAAAGGUCAAUGAAAAACACGAGAGGGAUGAAGACGAAGCAUUCUUCGACAGCCUCUUACCGCACGUAAGGAAACUAUCACCUGAAAUGAAAAUGUUGUGCCGCAUGGAAAUCCAAAACGCAGUUUUCAAUUAUGUCUACAGCAAUAAAUAUCAGCAUGUGAAUAACGAAAUUAAGCCAGAAUUAGAUUAAAACUGCUUACAGUAAAUUCUGUUUAGGCAGAAAGAAGCUACUAAUAAGGAGUUGAUUCCAUGCCGCAAAACUCUAAGCAGAAAUCCAUACCCUGAAGCAAGAAUUGAGGCUAGGAAUAUCAGUGUAACACGCAAAUACAAACGAGGUCAGUAUCGUUCAUAUAACAUUAUUUCGAGAUUCCCUAAUAACAUUUUUCUGUUCCUACUGCCCACACGGGUUUAUCAGAAAAUCGAAAAGCAGUGGAGAGGACCUUGCGACGCGAGGGUAGUCGAUAUUUGAUACCGAAUGGUCGUGGUGCAAUAACCCAAUCAAUGACGCUGGAGACUGUCGUGUCACGUGAUGAUGGUGUGGGCUGAAAGCUUCAAAAAGCAAAACAUAUUGCCGAACUACGCUCAAGCGCUAAUUUGUUUCGAUAUUGAUCGUUGUGGUGAAUCAUCGUUAGAAAAGUAUAAU